Geodia barretti is the source of this 1242-nucleotide messenger RNA. NCBI's taxonomy places the organism in Eukaryota, Metazoa, Porifera, Demospongiae, Tetractinellida, Geodiidae. The record is from the annotation of a GenBank genome assembly.
GUGCCAAAGCGAGAACAAACACGUCUGUCUUUUUACAAGAGGCCUUUGUGUAUAAAAGAGCCCUUGGACAAAAACAAAGAUACAAGAAACCCAAGAAGGCUCGCUCGGAUCCCUAUUUAGAUCUAGCUGCGCGAGAAACGGCAUGAGAAUGUCAGGGACCCAACUGAGUGUGAGUCAGGGGGGAGAAGCGGGAGUGACGGCGCUACUGGACCUGUCGGACGACUGCGAGAUCGGCGAGCAGGAGAAGACGACCACGGCCGCCGUGUUCCUCGGUUGCGUCAGCGCCUCAGCCAAGUCCGACACGAGGCUGACUGAAGAGCAAUCCGAGUCGAUGCACAUCGAGCCAACUUCCAAAUCAACUGAGGUCCUUCGCGGGACAGACAUCGGGAAUCGGGUCGUCCAGUACGGCGAUGAGUGGGAGAGAAUUCGUCAGACUCUCACCGACGAUCAAGAGUUUCGAGAUUUCGUUGACAAUGCCGUCAGAGCGACAGACGGUAGACGAGCGUCUGAAACGGCAUUUGAGACUUUUACUACCAUUGCCAACCAGGUGCUGGAGGUCGGAGCCUCAGGAGUAGAUCUCUCACCCUUCCUCCUCUUCCACACACACAAUCACGCGCACACACACGCACACUUUGCCCCCCUCCUUUAUCUCUCUCAUUCCUCCUCCUCUUCUCUUCUUCUUCCUCUUUUGUCCUCUUUCUCUCUCUCUCUCUCAGCCUCGGGUAUAUCGUACGGCAGAAUAGCCACACUCUUUCUGCUGGGCUACGAGUUGUGCUCUGCCUUCAUUCGAAGACACGGGGCAGCACUGUUCCUCAGUUUCAUUGGCAGAAUUCUCAAUUACCUCAUCAGAUUUCUGAAAGACAUUGGGUUCUUUGACUGGCUUGUCCGACACAGUUGGGGGCACCUCACUCCAGACACAGUGGCCUACGCCUCAGGGCUGGGCACAGGUAUUGCUCUGGGAGCUCUACUAGUGGGGGUAGUGACACUGGCAGCUAUCUGGUACGUCAGUCGCAGAUCAAGAUAGCAACCCUCACAUCACUGCUCACCUCACCUCCAAUUCUCCCUCCGUCUGCCCUCAUGUAUAUAUUUUAUUGUCUACCACCAUCAAUGUAUAUACUGUCAUGAUUAUUAUUUCAUAACUUGUCAUAAUUAUUCAUCUGAUUGUCUGAUCAUGUAUAAUUAUUAUGGUUGUCCGACAUUUAUCAUCUUGAGUUAUCUCAAUUCCUUCUUCAUCUCUGACUG